Molecule: messenger RNA, 5277 nt
Organism: Nycticebus coucang (slow loris)
Lineage: Eukaryota; Metazoa; Chordata; Mammalia; Primates; Lorisidae
Gene: GRM6
Product: glutamate metabotropic receptor 6
Exons: 13
Coding region: 1-3543 (1180 amino acids)
Biological process (GO): G protein-coupled glutamate receptor signaling pathway; regulation of synaptic transmission, glutamatergic
Cellular component (GO): membrane
Molecular function (GO): adenylate cyclase inhibiting G protein-coupled glutamate receptor activity
Source: RefSeq, a predicted model, not a curated record
AUGGUGCAGGAGGGAGGGUUAAACCAACAGCCACUAAAGUCGAACAUCGCCCCGGGGCUCGCGGUCUCUCGCAGACUCUCCCGGGCCGAUUCUCCGGGGUCGCGGCUGCGGCGCGGCCUUCCCGGCAACGCCCCCUCCGCGGCCGAGGUCACCUGCCGAGGCCGCACGGCUCCCCGGGCUCGACAGACACUGGCGCGGCGGCCAGCCCUCGCUCUGACCUCGCCACGGCAGCCGCACGCCCCGGGCCGGCCCUCACCCGCACCUGAGCCCGGGCCCGCCGCGGCGGCGCUCGGAACCGCGCACGGCUCAGGAGGCGAGCGAAUCACUCAGUUCAGGGACCCUUUCUCGUCGCCACGCCUCCGGGCGCGACUGCGCCUGCGCACGGGAGAGCCCACGGCCACCGGCAGAACGUCGCGCUCGGCCCUUCGGACUACAUUUCCCAGGCGUCGCCGCGGCACCGCCGCCUACGGUAUCCGAGAAGGAACAAGAGCUCCUCGACCCGGGCAAGCGGGCGGACUGGAGUCCGGGAAUUCUGAAGCCGGUUUCUCGACUUCUUUUCGUGCGCCCUUUAUUGUACAGAAACAGGGCACUCUCAACGUUUGGCGCUGCAAACCUCGUGCCCCUUUCCAGGACACAGACAAGCUGGAAUCAGUGCCAGUGAACCUGCUUCGCACUGGGGAGAAUGUGGACAGAUCACAGCUCUUGUGCACUGCUGUGGGAAUGUACAAUUGUGCAGCUGGGGCGGCCCCCGGGGAAGUGGGCGCAGGGCCGGUGUGGAGACGUGCCGGGGCCAGCCCCCGAGGGUGUGAGGGCGCGGCGGGACGUCAGGCCAGCUGCGCGGGGUCCCCACCCUCGCCCAAGGCUCCCGCGUCCCCUGCCCCGCGGGCCACAGCGUGCGAGCCGGAGCUCCUGGCGUCGGCCGCCCCUCCGCCGCCGAUGGCGCUGCUCCUGGCGCCGCUGCUGGCCUGGCUGGCGCAGGCAGGGCUGGCGCGCGCCGCGGGCUCCGUGCGCCUGGCCGGCGGCCUCACGCUGGGCGGCCUGUUCCCGGUGCACGCGCGCGGCGCUGCGGGCCGGGCGUGCGGGGCGCUGAAGAAGGAGCAGGGCGUGCACCGGCUCGAGGCCAUGCUGUACGCCCUGGACCGCGUCAACGCCGACCCCGCGCUACUGCCUGGCGUGCGCCUGGGCGCGCGGCUACUGGACACCUGCUCGCGGGACACGUACGCGCUGGAGCAGGCGCUGACCUUCGUGCAGGCGCUGAUCCGCGGCCGCGGCGACGGCGACGAGGUGGGCGCAAGCUGCCCUGGGGGCGUCCCCCCGCUGCGCGCCGCGCCCCCCGAGCGGGUGGUGGCCGUGGUGGGCGCCUCGGCCAGCUCCGUCUCCAUCAUGGUCGCCAACGUGCUGCGCCUGUUUGCGAUCCCCCAGAUCAGCUACGCCUCCACAGCCCCAGAGCUCAGCGACUCCACACGCUAUGACUUCUUCUCCCGGGUGGUGCCACCGGACUCCUACCAGGCCCAGGCCAUGGUGGACAUUGUGCGAGCACUGGGCUGGAACUACGUGUCCACGCUGGCCUCAGAGGGCAACUAUGGCGAGAGCGGGGUUGAGGCAUUUGUGCAAAUCUCUCGUGAGGCUGGGGGGGUCUGUAUUGCCCAGUCCAUCAAGAUUCCCAGGGAACCAAGGCCAGGAGAGUUCAACAAGGUGAUCAGGAGACUCAUGGAGACACCCAAUGCCAGGGGCAUCAUUAUCUUUGCCAACGAGGAUGACAUCAGGCGGGUCCUGGAGGCCGCAGGCCAGGCCAACCUGACAGGACACUUCCUAUGGGUGGGCUCAGACAGCUGGGGAGCCAAGACCUCACCCAUCCUGAGCUUGGAGGACGUGGCUGUGGGGGCCAUCACCAUCCUGCCCAAGAGAGCGUCCAUCGACGGGUUUGACCAGUACUUCAUGACUCGCUCCCUGGAGAACAACCGCAGGAACAUCUGGUUUGCUGAGUUCUGGGAAGAGAAUUUUAACUGCAAACUGACCAGUUCGGGUGCCCAGUCAGACGAUGCCACCCGCAAGUGCACAGGAGAGGAACGCAUCGGCCAGGACUCCACCUACGAGCAGGAGGGCAAGGUGCAGUUUGUCAUUGACGCCGUGUACGCCAUUGCCCACGCCCUGCACAGCAUGCACCAGGCGCUGUGCCCGGGGCACACAGGCCUGUGCCCCGCCAUGGAGCCCACUGAUGGGCGGACGCUGCUGCAGUACAUUCGAGCUGUGCGCUUCAAUGGCAGCGCGGGAACCCCCGUGAUGUUCAAUGAGGAUGGAGAUGCGCCCGGGCGCUACGACAUCUUCCAGUACCAGGCCACCAAUGGCAGCGCCAGCAGUGGCGGGUACCAGGCAGUGGGCCAGUGGGCAGAGGCCCUCAGGCUGGACGUGGAGGCCCUGCAGUGGGCAGGCGGCCCCCAUGAGGUGCCCUCCUCUCAGUGCAGCCUGCCCUGUGGGCCAGGGGAGCGCAAGAAGAUGGUGAAGGGCGUGCCCUGCUGUUGGCACUGCGAGGCCUGCGACGGGUACCGCUUCCAGGUGGACGAGUUCACAUGCGAGGCCUGCCCUGGACACAUGCGGCCCACGCCCAACCACACCGGCUGCCGCCCCACACCCGUGGUGCGCCUCACCUGGUCCUCCCCCUGGGCGGCCCCGCCCCUCCUCCUGGCCGUGCUGGGCAUCAUGGCCACCACCACUGUGGUGGCCACCUUUGUGCGGCACAACAACACGCCCAUCGUCCGGGCCUCGGGCCGUGAGCUCAGCUAUGUGCUCCUCACCGGCAUCUUCCUCAUCUACGCCAUCACCUUCCUCAUGGUGGCCGAGCCUGGGGCCACCGUCUGCGCUGCCCGCAGACUUUUCCUGGGCCUGGGUACCACCCUCAGCUACUCUGCCCUGCUCACCAAGACCAACCGCAUCUACCGCAUCUUCGAGCAGGGCAAGCGCUCCAUCACACCCCCACCCUUCAUCAGCCCCACGUCGCAACUGGUCAUCACCUUCAGCCUCACCUCCCUGCAGGUGGUGGGGGUGAUAGCGUGGCUGGGGGCCCAGCCCCCACACAGCGUGAUCGACUAUGAGGAGCAGCGCACAGUGGACCCAGAGCAGGCCCGCGGGGUGCUCAAGUGCGACAUGUCGGAUCUGUCCCUGAUCGGCUGCCUGGGCUACAGCCUCCUGCUCAUGGUCACGUGCACGGUGUAUGCCAUCAAAGCCCGUGGUGUUCCCGAGACCUUCAACGAGGCCAAGCCCAUCGGCUUCACCAUGUACACCACCUGCAUCAUCUGGCUGGCCUUCGUGCCAAUCUUCUUUGGCACUGCCCAGUCGGCUGAGAAGAUCUACAUCCAAACGAUGACCUUGACUGUGUCCUUGAGCCUGAGUGCAUCGGUGUCCCUCGGCAUGCUGUACAUACCCAAAACCUACGUCAUCCUGUUCCAUCCGGAGCAGAAUGUGCAGAAGCGGAAGCGGAGCCUCAAGACAACCUCCACAGUGGCAGCUUCCCCCAAGGGCGAGGGCGCAGAAGACCCCAAGUAGCAGGUGGGGCAGGGAUGGGCCUAGCUGCCCCCUUCUCCUCGUUUCUUUUCUCCCUCUCAUUUUGCGGCGAGAGCUGUGAGGAGGCCAGGUCCACUGAGAGCUGUCAAGGCAGGUGUCUGUGAAGACUGUGCCUGGCACUGACAGGGCUGGCCUUCGGGGCACCGACCCCUCUUUUCUAUGCGUGUUAGCAUCAUCAUCCUUCCUGGCUGUAGACCGAACUUGCUGUCCAUGGCGGGAAACAGCCAUUGCAGGCCUCUUCCUCUGCUGGAGAGGACUGGUUACCCUCUCUGGUCUGAAGCUUGGUGAUUAAGAUGCAGGCCCGGCCUCGGCCGGCUCGGGUGAGAGCUGCCCCCUGACCAACCAUCACACUCAGGGGUUGUGCAGUGUGCCGGAACCUCCAGACCCCAGAGUGAAAGGAAGGCUUGGAGGAGGCCCCCUUUGUGUUAACAAGUGGAGACUUAUGGGUUUGCUAGGGACGGACACAGGCUGGGAGAGUGUGGUGCUGACAGAGGGACAGACCCUGGGUGAGACCCCCAUGAGCAGCAGGCAGGACCAUGAGCCGAGGACCUGGGUGCACCCUGUGAGGCUCCUCACACCGAGGUCUUUUCCCCUGGGAUUGAGGAAGGUUGAACUUGGGGGAAAAUAACUGUUUUCCUCCCCCAUGUACACACCAUGAACUUACUCUCCACAAGUCAGACACUCAUAUAAAACUGUGCGGGUGAGUGGUGUAAGAAUAAAGGGGCAUGGUGGCAUUUGCCACCCUCUGAUGCCUGUAGGGGGUUGUGUUCAGGAGCCCAAGGUUGGGAGCAGAUGUGGGGGAGGCAGCACAGUGAGGAUCACUUCCAAGUGGGUAACUUAGGGUGACUGUAAGAACUAUCUGUUGUGUUUACUUUGAAAGAUGAGCAUGAGGCCUGGGGAGGGAGAUUCUGGACCAUCAUGGAUGUUCUUUCUCAUUCAUCUUUUUUAUAAAAAGUGUGGCUUUCAUCUUGGAGUUUUGUUCCCCUGGGGGUGGAAUUUUAAUUUGUCAAAUUGAUAGUUUUUAAAAUCAGUAUAAAUUCUCUAGUGUGUAAUGUCUGAAGCUAAUUUUGAGGGUGCAGGACGCUUUACACAACGCAGAGACUCUUCCCUAGACAGAGUCUUUGGUGCAAAAUGAACUUUGACCUCGGGACUAAGUGUUUCCAUGUUUUUAAGUUAACAGGGCUGCUUCUUAGGAACCACUGUUGCACCACAGGUCCUCCUCAUAUGUUGCAAUCCUAGCCUUCUCCACAGUGUGAGUUAUGAAAUUUCACAUACGGCCGAACGCCUUCCAAAGUUCAUCAUUUCAUAGGGCUUCUCUCCUCUGGGGGGUCUUUGAUGUGUAAUGAGGUGUGUUUUCUUGCUGAAAGCUUCCCCACAUUAGUGCUUUUGUAGGGUUCUUUAUGGGGGACCUUUGAGUCAGUGAACUCUGAAGGUUUCUCUGCAUUUACUGUUUUCUUAGCGUUUCUCCUAGUAUGAAUUCUCUGAUGUACAAUGACAUUUGACUUCUAGUUGAAAGCGUUUCCACAUUUUUAACAUUUUUGUGGUUUUCUCUACUUGUUAGAAUGAUUUUUUAGUAAAGGCAUUUCCACAAUGACUGGAUUUAGAGGAUUUCUCUGGAGCAUGAGUUUUCCGGCUUCCUGUGGAAGACUUCCACACACUUCCCACAUUUGUUCCUACCUAUCUGCUAGGAAUUCUCAGAUGCCUGGCAACUUUUCU